Molecule: messenger RNA, 2677 nt
Organism: Anneissia japonica
Lineage: Eukaryota; Metazoa; Echinodermata; Crinoidea; Comatulida; Comatulidae
Product: cytochrome b5 reductase 4-like
Cellular component (GO): mitochondrion
Molecular function (GO): FAD binding; oxidoreductase activity
Source: RefSeq, a predicted model, not a curated record
AACUUUCUGAAUUAGUGACAUCAGAUUACCAGAUACAAGUACGGACAGGCUCGGUCCAUAGACUGGAAAUUGUACUACAGAAGGUUCAGCCAGGAAUUCAUUGGAAAGGUCUUGGAAAACAGAUGGAAGGCCAUGGAUCCUUAAUGGAAGCAAAGGAAAGAGAAUUGAAAUUCCGGAUGUGUACAGUCAAGAAAGUUGAUGAAGUGACCCAUGACACAAAGUUGCUGACUUUUGAACUUCCGGAAGGCUCGUGGAUGCACCCUCCGAUUGGUUACCAUGUGUAUUUAAAAGCCAAUGUUAAUGGGUCAACUGUGAAUCGUCCAUACACUGUUGUCCUACCAACUAUUGAAGAUCAGUCAAAGACAUGUACACUCAUACACCUCAUGAUUAAAGUAUAUAAGGAUGGCUUGAUGACCCCCACAAUUGGAGCCCUGAAAGAAGGUGAUUGUAUUGAAAUAAGUGACUUUGAAGGCUCGUUCUCGGAGCCAAGGUUACAGUCGUGUCAAGAACUGGUAUUGCUUGCAGCUGGAAGUGGAUUCACACCGAUGGUCAGGUUAAUCAACCACAGUUUAAUCUUUCCUUCCACAAGGAAAAUUAAGUUAUUUUUCUUCAACAAAACACAAGAAGAUAUUUUAUGGAAACAAGAACUGGAUAGUUUAAUGAAGAUACAUGAAAGGUUGAAUGUUACUAAUGUGUUAUCUGAAGCCUGUGACUCAUGGAAGGGGUUAACAGGAAGGAUACGGAGCGAAAUCAUGGAGGAACAUUUGAAAGAUCCGCAGGGAAUUACCAAAAACAGAUUGAUCUGCAUUUGUGGCCCGACUCCGUUCACACGCACAGCUUUAACAGUUGUUAAAGAUUGUGGAUACUCUAUGGAUUCGAUUCAUCUAUUUACGUCAUAAAAUACCUACCCGUCUUCAUCUGCAAAAUAAACCACCAGUGUACAUCUCAAGAUACGAGAUCACAGCAACUAUUAUUGCACUUAAUUCUAUGAGUAUAUUUAUUCAAAUUUGAUAAAAAGGUAAAUUAAGUAUUGUUCACAAAAUUCAAUUUGACAAAACAUCUCUGAUAGACGAAAAUAUAAGAGUUUAUUCUACCUUGGCGUCAUGCCCAGUUGGUAGAAUAACAAAACAGGAAAUGCAGGCACCCACUGCACCCCAAUGGUUGUUCGGCCAACGUGAUCCUAUGAAGAACGCAAUGGCAUGACAUGUGCGCAACGGGUCAUUUCAAAGACCAUCUAAACAGACAUGCCACCGACAAUCAGCAUGCAGCUUCGCGUCAUCUAGCGUUCACUGGGAAUGGAGUUUGAUUUGUAGAACCGUCAUUCGAUGCAGUGAGUGCCCAGCUUUGUGGGUUGAAUUAGCAGGAUCCGGAUCCAAUCCUGCAUGAUCCGAUGCGAUCCUGCAAAUCCGAUCCACGCAGGUGCUAACGGUUAGCGCUAACGGUUAGCUCCCGAUCCGGAUACUAGGGCUCUCCUGAGAACCAGGCUACAAUGUGACAGAUCUUUCUUUUGAAGAAUUACAAUUACCUAUAAUCUUAACCUCAAUCAGGAUUAAUUUAAAGAGAAAUAUAAAUAUUAACCGAAAGGUCCACUGAUUAAUCUCAGAUAAGAAAGUAUAAUACAUACUCCAAGUAAUACUUGGAGUAUGUAUUAUACUUUCUAAUAUAAAUAUUAUUUUUUAACUUGAGAAAAGUUAAUAAGAAUAUUCAAAUUAGUCUGAGAAAAUACUUCUAAUGCAGAUGAUAAACACGCCCUACCUAUGGCUAUGUAAGUCUAAUAUACCAAAGUACAUUUGUGACAAAAUUAUCCAUUUUUCGUUUGAAGUUAUAUGUUUUAUAUUUAUAUUUAAUGCAUAAUUGGUUUUACAUAGUUUGUGUAUGAUUUUGUAAAUAUAAGAUUUUUUAUAAACAAUCUCAGAAUUUAUAUACAGUUUUAAAUAUAUUACAAAAUAUUUUUAAUGGGUAAAAUUUGGUAUACUGUUUACAACUGUCUGUUUAUUGAAUAUUGUGUACUGUAGUGUAGUGUUAGGUAUUGUACUUGCACUACUGUAGUUAAGGCAGGCAGAUAUUGUGGUUGUCGGUCAAUGUGGUGUUUCAUAGAGAACGCAAUGUUUUCUAUGAUGACCGACAAUCAACAGACAGCAUUGUGUCAACCAUCGUACAAGCAUUGUAGGCCUAUGCCAUGAAUUUGAGAAAAUUGAAGAUAGAAAUUUGUAACAUUCAGCGAGUCGACUGGCUGAGCGAUUAGCAGGGUCAACGCAACCUACAGCCAUAAUAUCAGUGCUAAUUCGAAUGGCACGCUCGCCUAUGGUUCCUGGGGUAGAACAAGUCUUCACAGAUAAGGACUGUAAACCGUAGGCCCAGUGUACACAAUGGCUUGUGUGCACUAGAAAGAACCCAGUUCAUUAUUCAAGACAAGUAGGGGGAUACCCCGGUCUACUGAAACAGACAGCCCCUGUGGUGGACGACAAGAGUUGCUGGUACCGCAUUACCAGGUAGCACAGACACAAAGGGACCCUCCCUUAGGGGCAGAGAAAGUCAUUGAUAGAGUUCCUAGUUUACAUAUCAAGCGCCCUGAGCAUCUUAUAUUAGAUGGAUACGGCUCUAUAUAAAACUACACUGUUAUAUUAUUAACAUGAAGGAAGAUGAUCUACAAUAAAUGUGGCAUGACAAAAUAUAA